AUGAAUAUUGGCCUCCCAUUGCUUGUCUAUUUUGCUCCCAAUCCAAUUGCUGAGCUUGAUGCCGACUUUGAGGGUUCGGCAAUGAGGCAAAAGAGUUCAUUGCUGCUUCAUCGACGGUCGUUCCAGUCCCUGAGCCGCAGUUUAAGAAUUGAUGGAGAUAUCAUGGUCCCACAGUCAAGGCUGGAUCGUCGAUUCAGUGUCUGCGAACGUGUCAGCUUUGGGAGCAGACCAAGUGAUUUUGAUCCCAAUUUUAGAUGGUGUGGGUCAUCUGAUGAUGAGAAUUUUGGCAUAGAGUCACCUAGUACAGUCAUUUUUUCACCAAUGUCAUAUGGCUAUGGUGAUUCAUCAGUGGAAGAGAGGGAGAGACCAUCAGGAAAAUCUAGGUACUGUUCGGUGGCAAGUAAGCAGAUGGUUGGGAUAUUUCUCACAGUAUGGGUGAGGAGUGAAAUUAGAGACGAUGUAAAGAACUUGAAGGUAUCUUGUGUUGGCAGAGGUUUAAUGGGUUAUCUCGGUAACAAGUUCCCAGGUAUUUUGUUGAGGCAACACCAAGCUGAUGAGGAGGAGGAGGAGGAGGAUGAUGAUGAUCACCUCCUUGUAGUGUGGUCAGUACUG
Messenger RNA from Phoenix dactylifera (date palm), 612 nucleotides. NCBI's taxonomy places the organism in Eukaryota, Viridiplantae, Streptophyta, Magnoliopsida, Arecales, Arecaceae. The record is from RefSeq and is a predicted model, not a curated record.